Messenger RNA from Perca fluviatilis (European perch), 1933 nucleotides. RefSeq lists its product as uncharacterized. The record is from RefSeq and is a predicted model, not a curated record. The coding region runs from base 727 to 1542 and encodes 271 amino acids. NCBI's taxonomy places the organism in Eukaryota, Metazoa, Chordata, Actinopteri, Perciformes, Percidae. The transcript is spliced from 7 exons.
GUGUAAGGCCGAAUAUCACAAAUACUUUAUCAAAAUAAAGUUUUUUUUUCCUCAAGUGGCCAAGAUGUUGAUAAAGGUAAAAUCCCACUAUUAGAAUCUUUCACAAACACGACUAACUGUGCCGACCUGACAGAAUUUGUGACACUUACACCUUGCAGUAGGCAGGAUUUUAGAAAAUAUUUAUAAUUAAAUACAAAAUUACCAUCUGUGGUGGUUGAUUUUUUUGAUUGAAUGUGCCCUGUAUCCUGUCUUUGUGAUACUCAGAUGUUCCUGUCCUGCAACAAGAAAGUGAAGGGCCUUCCUCUCCAAGUUUAACAGAUACAUUGUCAAUCUCAAGCAGUCUAAGUAGCGACACAAGUGAUGCUGGAUUUCAAAUGAUUCAACCUGUCAUGGAAUUUACCCGUGCAAGAAAUACUGUGGAGCAGAUUCUCACUUCCAAGCCUGCAGGGAUGACUGUGAUCAAAGAGUAUGAAGAUUCCACCAGGAGAGCUGUAAGUAAAGCAAUGAAGGAGUUUCAUGCCUUUGGGAUUGUGUCGCUCUUCCCAUUUUUGAAAGACCCAUACUCAAAAAAGGGAUAUGAACAUUUCUAUGACAUGCAGAGCAACAAAGGCUUUCUUGAGUGGAGUAUAAAAACUGUGCAGCGUCAAUCCAAAACCUCAUCUGCAUCCCGUAACAGAGUGGAGCUGAAAGGAGGUCCCACAUCGUCAAGAACAUCUGGAUCCAUAGAUGACCAGCAAACAGGAGAUGAAUGUAUGGAGGCCAUGUCUCUUCUUCACCACAUCACUGACCGUGACUUUGUCUUCCAGAAGAAGAAAAACAUUCCAUUAUCGGCAAAAGAUGCUCCAUGACCCACAGCAAUCGGCAGACAUACUUCAAAUGUUUCCUCGUUUCUUGGACACUAAGGGACUGAUUUUGCAAGACUUCUUGAUGAUGUUUGGAGCAGAGACUGCUUCCAGGUUCCUGGAAAAAUGGAACACCAGUUUUAAAGACAAAGUCAUUCAAGAGGCCAAGACCCUCAGAGAGACGUCUCUCCUGAAAAAACAGCUGAAAUCUGCCCCGAAUGAAGAAUCUGACACUGCUGAUGAGCCAGAGUGGGACAGCGACAUGGCAUCUCUUCUUGUAUUGCUCCAUCUGCGAACUCCUCAACCAGCUGGAAGGAAGCGGCCCAAAAAGAUCAGUGUUGGAGAGGCAACUGAUCAUUUGGUUAAAUUUCACAAGUCUUGCCACAGCCUUGAAGAACAUCUCAUGAUGAUCGAAGGAAACCCCCAGCCGUAUCUGCUGGCCAUGGGGACUUCAAAAGCACAGGUUUUCACCUUCUACAUAGUCUUGGAUAGAAAGCUUCUUCCAUGUCAGUCUUCUACAUCUCUGGGCGCAUUUGAUGAGCUGUUCAAGUCCCAUUUUGUUUUCAGUGUGCAAUAUGAUGAUGCUCUGUCGAGCUUGUACAGAUUCCUGCAGACUACUCUGUACAAUAUCGAUAUAGGGACAACAGAAGAAACUCCAAGAGUCAAAGAGUUAAGAGCAAAGCUGUUAAACAAGCACUAAUUUGCUAAAGCAGCAAACAUGUUCAGAUGUAUCCUUUGUGCGUCAUCCUUUGAUACAGUUUUACUUCUGUUCAGGCACCUCAAACUAAUUCAUGCAAUGUAUUCUGGGAAAAAUUUGAGACUAAAAUGUGGUCAAAUAGGAUGUUGCUUGCAAUUUUCAAGUUAUUCUGGAUUUAGAAGACAUCUAAUUAAGAUACAUGAUCCUACUGACAACACAUGUGUACCUCAUGAAACCCCUUCCAACUAUGACACUCAACUGAAUAAAUGAAUGAAAGUUUAUUCGGUUACAGAACAUAGAACAUAAUAUAUGUACAGCAAAUUCAUUAGAAACAAGGGUGGUAACCGAAAAGGUAUAGGCUGAAGCCGUGGCUUAUUACGCCUAACCUAUUUUA